Hippocampus comes (tiger tail seahorse) is the source of this 1318-nucleotide messenger RNA. Its product is annotated as sodium channel subunit beta-1-like. NCBI's taxonomy places the organism in Eukaryota, Metazoa, Chordata, Actinopteri, Syngnathiformes, Syngnathidae. Gene Ontology annotation, biological process: cardiac muscle cell action potential involved in contraction; regulation of sodium ion transmembrane transporter activity; regulation of heart rate by cardiac conduction. The record is from RefSeq and is a predicted model, not a curated record. Gene Ontology annotation, molecular function: sodium channel inhibitor activity; transmembrane transporter binding. Bases 127 to 891 code for a protein of 254 amino acids. Gene Ontology annotation, cellular component: voltage-gated sodium channel complex. The transcript is spliced from 7 exons.
UCCGGUAUCGAAUGCUAUAAUCCACUCGAAACUGUUGAUUUGAGCCAAAGAAGUAAAACAGUUCUGUUGGGAUUUUUCAAGCACAUUCUGUGGCCAUACAGAGGCUUGUUUUGCACAUUACAAUGCAUGCUCAAAUUAAAGGUGGUUUCAGCGUGUAAAGGCACUUUUCUAACUUUUGAGCCCCCCCCCCCACUCCCAUUCCAAUACAAAGCUCCUGUCUGUGACAUGACUGCAAUUCACAUUUUGCUCCUUUUCCUCUCCUGCACAUGGUUUGUGCGACAGUGUGAUGGGGCGUGUGCGGAGGUAGACUCGGACACAGAGGCGGUGGCGGGCCGAGGCUUCAAACUGGGCUGCAUCUCCUGCAAGAUGAGGAGUGAAGUCAAAGCUACUGCCACUGUUGAAUGGUACUUCAAGGCCAGAGGAGAAGUUGAAUUUGUGCAGAUCUACACCUACGGUGAGAUGGGCCCCAUGAUCGAAAACGAAAUCUUCAUGGACCGUCUGGAUUGGAACGGGAGCAAGCGGAGCAACGACAUCCAAGACGCGUCCAUCUAUAUUCUCAACGUCACCUUAAAUGACUCGGGCACAUACCGCUGCUUCUUCAACCGCGUCCUGACCUACAGCAACUACGAGAACACCACCGUGAUCAGCAAAGUGGUGCACCUGAACGUGGUGGCCAAAGCCACCAGAGGUACAGCCUCCAUCGUGUCCGAAGUCAUGAUGUACGUGUCCAUCAUCGGCCUGCAGGUGUGGCUCCUCAUCGAGAUGAUCUACUGCUACAGGAAAAUAGCGGCGGCCGGGGAGGAAGCGUUAAGAGAAGCCGCGAAUGCUGAAUAUUUAGCAAUCGCCUCGGAAAGUAAAGACAACUGUGCAGAUGUGCAGGUUGGGGAAUAGCCAAGGCUUCACUUUUGGACCAAACUCAUAUCUCCCUUUUUUUCCCCCCCCCCCACCCCCGCUAACUGCAUGAAACCAAACUUGGGGAGGGGAACAGACUGCAUCCUCAUCUCCAUCCCAUUAUGCAUUAAUUCGCCACGUCCUUGAAAGUAUAACUCACGGUUAAGUAUUAUGUUGACGUUCUGGAUAUUUGUAUGACAUGCGCAACACUGCCUGUGGUGAGACUGUUGAAGUCGAUUGUACAAGAAAGCUUUUUACUAACUCGUCACCUCUGAAUGUCUGAUUUAAUAAAAAUAAUAAUAAUAAUGUUAUGUUAUUUAAAAAAAAAACAGAAUGUGGAUAGAUUGUCUUUCCAAUUGAAUUGCUGGUACGUUCAAUGAUACCUUCAAUGUACGAAUAAAAAAAAAAGAAAAGGACAAAAGUCAUG